Ochlerotatus camptorhynchus is the source of this 3329-nucleotide messenger RNA. RefSeq names its product tyrosylprotein sulfotransferase (gene Tpst). The transcript has 6 exons. The record is from RefSeq and is a predicted model, not a curated record. Gene Ontology annotation, molecular function: protein-tyrosine sulfotransferase activity. NCBI's taxonomy places the organism in Eukaryota, Metazoa, Arthropoda, Insecta, Diptera, Culicidae. Gene Ontology annotation, biological process: peptidyl-tyrosine sulfation. Gene Ontology annotation, cellular component: Golgi apparatus. Bases 1637 to 2860 code for a protein of 407 amino acids.
CCAGCUCCCAGCCAUAGGACAGAGCAGAUUCUUGUUGUACGUGUGCAGCUCAUCUGCUUCGCGAAGUCGUGUGGUUUCUAAUAAAGCCCGACUCCCCGUUCAUUUUUCGCCUCUGUAACAUAUUGGAUUGGACUAGUGACGGAUCGCGGCGACGACGAACGGUUCGGGUGCUCGGUUCCUGCCUUUAGUGAAGGAAAAAAAAUACUGUGUGCAGUGAAAGAAUACAAACGCGCAUAUCACCAGCAGAUCCGGAACAGUAAAAUACGGAAGAAAGAAACGGGACAGUGUUCCGGACUGACCUUAACGCGUUGUUGGUUGGGAUUAUCAUCGUUGGAUUGUGGAUUGAAAAAUUCUUACACGUUGUGAGGAAAUUCUUCCGGAUUCAGCCAGCCACAGCAUAAUGUCAAUAUAGGUGGGAAAUUGUGAGUCUGGUCCGGGUCGGAUGGUGUGUUUGUGUAGUUUUGUGUGCCUGUUCUGGCCGAAGAGUGUUUGGUGUACCGGAGAGGGCUUACCUUGAAGAAGUUGUUUUCAGUUUUUUUUUCUUGUGCGCGUCUUAGAGAAGGUGAAUCGUCAAGAGAGUCGGAAAAAAUCUUAUUGUUUUCUCAAGUGGUGCUUUAUCAUAAAUUCAGAAAGAACCUUGCCGUCAGUGAGUGCUUCUGCUGUUGCUGCUGUUUGGUUGGCCAUCGUCAACUACGAGAGAAGAGGAAGGGUUGGUUGCCACCCGAAAGCCAGCGCGGGUGCCGCACAGGGUGGAGCUUUAUGGCCCUUUAGCGCUGGGCGCCUUGGUAGCAGCUCAGUACCUACGUAUAGUAGCAGUUUAUACAAAGUACACCCGAAGGCAAGGCGCGGCAAAGGCGGUGGUGAUAUAAAUUGGAAUGAAAUCGGGUUCUACACUCAUUUUGGUAGCGGAAAAAUAAAGGAAGACUUGGCAGUGUGGUGGCAGCGGCGGUUGGAGGAAGAAGCGAGUUACAGUUUCAGUUAUAUCAACAAAGCGCCUUGCUUCUGAAUUUUUCUGGUUGGAUGCAGCGUGCUAAUAGAUUUAACACUCGUUUCGAGAGAGGCAACGCAGCACGUUUUUGGGAUGGAGAGUGAAGAACCUCGGCGCGCUAUUAGAACACCCGUUAAUCGCAUUCAGUACUAGAAGAGAAGACGGCAAAACGUUACACGUUCGUCACGAGUCCGGUGGGUUAUUUUGUGCCAGGCAGAGAGCUUAGCUCAGUGGUAAUUUUCUGGGUAUUGAGGUGAAACUAAUCCGACGAACCAGCGAAAGACGUGGAGUGGAAAGUAAUCAACCGAAGCACGCCGCAGGUCUGCCCUCUGCGGAGACCCAAUGGAGGUCCCUCGGGUGAAACAACGGCAGACAAAUCAUUCCACAACGAGCAACCAUUUCAAUUCCAAGCCCGCUGCUGUUUCCCGGCGGAUAGCAAAUAUCAACGAGCGUGCUAAUCGCUAAUCGUUAUACCGAGAGCCGCCAUAUAAACUAAGCGAAUUUAUUGGUCGCGUAGCGCAAAAGCAAUCACAUAUCUACCGCACACAACCACACAACUAGAAACUAGAAGAGUCAGGUCUCCCACAGGAGAACUCUUACCCGCGACGAAACCAAAGACUGUGAAGCUCCAUAGAUCCUUAUAGCAAAAUGCGCCCCAUCAUUCGAAAUCGGAAGCAGGUGAUUGUGCUAGCAGUUGGACUGGGGCUGCUGUUGAUUCUGUUCCUCAGGACCGAACUGGGAUCGCGAUGCCUACGGGCGGCGACAUCCGGUGGGGCGAUGAUCCGGGGUGGAAGUGGACCCGGCGAUGAGGGGGCAGGAUCCGGUGACAAAAGCUACCGCUAUCAUAGAAAUAUGCCGCUGAUCUUUAUCGGCGGAGUGCCACGCUCGGGGACGACACUGAUGCGGGCCAUGCUGGAUGCACAUCCGGAAGUGAGAUGUGGCCAGGAAACACGCGUCAUUCCUCGCAUCCUGCAGCUCCGGUCGCACUGGAUGAAAUCGGAGAAGGAGUCGGUUCGGCUGGUCGAAGCCGGCAUCACCAAGGAGGUGCUCAACGGUGCGAUCGCCCAGUUCUGUCUGGAGAUCAUUGCCAAGCAUGGUGACCCGGCGCCGCGGUUAUGCAACAAGGAUCCCCUGACGCUCAAGAUGGGCACCUACGUGAUCGAGCUGUUUCCGGAGGCCAAAUUCCUCUUCAUGGUCCGCGACGGCCGGGCGACGGUGCAUUCCAUCAUUUCGCGCAAGGUCACCAUCACCGGGUUCGAUCUGAGCAACUACCGGCAGUGCAUGACCAAGUGGAACCAGGCGAUCCAAACGAUGCACGAGCAGUGCAAGGAGAUCGGCAAGGAGCGCUGCAUGAUCGUCUACUACGAACAGUUGGUGCUGCACCCGGAGGAGUGGAUGCGGAAGAUCCUGCACUUCCUGGACAUCUCCUGGAACGACUCGGUGCUGCACCACGAGGAGUUCAUCAAUAAAGAGAACGGGGUGGCGUUGUCCAAGGUCGAACGAUCAUCGGACCAGGUGAUCAAACCGGUCAAUGUCGAUGCGCUCUCCAAGUGGGUUGGCCAAAUCCCGGAAGACGUGGUACGAGAUAUGGCGGAGAUUGCACCGAUGCUGUCGGUGCUGGGGUACGAUCCGUACUCCAACCCGCCGGACUAUGGGAAGCCGGAUUCCUACGUGCAGGAGAAUACUUAUAAGGUUCGCUCCAAUCCGGAGAUGUGGGAGCACAAGGUGAAGGAGCUACUUAAACGUGAAGAGGAUCCACCGAAAAGGUACAAUCUCAACAAUAACAACAUCAUCAACAACAACAACAACAAAAACAACAACAACAACGAGGACGAAGACGACUAUGGCAAUAAUAAGGAACGUAAAACGUGAUAUUAGAGAAUUUAGCUGUGGUUAAUUUUUUAACGAGACGCAAUCCUUUGAGGAUCCUACCCUUCGGGGAAGACUUUUCAUGAAACCAACCAACCAGAUUGCGGCAAGUACGUACAAGAACUUUCUCGAAAACGGAACGCUGUGUUGUUUUAGAGCACAACUGGAGUAAAACUAAACCUAAAAAAACAAAAAACAAAACACAAUAGUAAAAGUAGAAGGAGAGAAUCAAACAAGUGCUGCAAAAGCGCACAGCGAGAGCGAGCUUUAGUUUAAUUUUACGCGCAAACGAGACAAUUAUUAUAAAAAAAAAUUGGAAACCGUCGCCGCCGCUGCAACCACCGCUACCACCGCCAAUGCCACCAACAAAACAAAAUCCGCCUGGAUGUGUGUCAAUAAGCAAGCGAGCAAGAGGAGUCACACCGCUGAAAGCACUUUUUAAUGAACGGUGAAACCCAACCGGUAGAACAAA